Molecule: messenger RNA, 1456 nt
Organism: Vanrija pseudolonga
Lineage: Eukaryota; Fungi; Basidiomycota; Tremellomycetes; Trichosporonales; Trichosporonaceae
Product: Elongation factor 1-gamma
Exons: 4
Coding region: 48-1319 (423 amino acids)
Biological process (GO): translational elongation
Cellular component (GO): cytoplasm; nucleus
Molecular function (GO): translation elongation factor activity
Source: RefSeq, a predicted model, not a curated record
CUGUCCUGUUUGCUUCGUCUCCCAUUAAAUCUAAAAAAGUAGCAAAAAUGGCCCCCGUCGGCACUCUCCACGUCUUCCCUGGCAACCCUCGCACUCGCCGUGUCGAGGCCGUCGUCGCCCUCACCGGCCUCGACGUGACCAUUGACUCGACCCCCAACUACGCCGACGGCAAGUACAAGACCAAGGAGUUCCUUGCCAAGUUCCCCCUCGGCUACCUCCCCGCCUUUGAGGGCGCCGACGGCUCGCUCAUCCAGGAGUCUGCCGCCAUCUCCGACUACCUCGCUGCCCUUGCCCCCAACUCCAACCUCGUCCCCACCGACCCCAAGGACUUUGGAGAGGUCCGCCAGUGGCAGGCGUUCGCCGACCAGGAGAUCUUCAUCAAGCUCGGCGUUGCCGGCAAGAUCCUCCGCGGUGUCUACCCCUACUCGAAGGGCAUCUUUGACGCCAUUGUCAAGGACGCCGUUGAGCGCCUCGCUGUCCUCGACAAGGUCCUCCUCAAGAAGACCUUCCUCGUUGGCGAGCGCCUCACCAUCGCCGACGUCUUCGUCGCCUCGGCCGUUGCCAACGCCUUCGCUCAGCUGAUCGACGCGCCCCUCCGCGCCAAGAUCCCCAACGUUGUCCGUUACGUCAACACCGUCAUCCGCUCGCCCAAGCUCGCCAAGGUCUACGAGGGCCUCGAGUUCAUUGAGAAGCAGCCCGCUUACGUUCCCUCCGCCAAGGCUGAGAAGCCCAAGAAGGAGGAGAAGCCCAAGGCCGCCAAGGAGCCCAAGGCUGCCCCCAAGAAGAAGGAGCCCGAGCCCGAGGAGGAGGAGCCCCUUGUCCCCGCCGAGGUCAAGGUCAAGAACCCCCUCGACGACCUCCCCAAGUCGACCUUCAACCUCGAGGAGUGGAAGCGCCAGUACUCGAACCUUGACACCCGUGGUGCCAACGGCUCGAUCGAGUGGUUCUACAAGAACUUUGACAACGAGGGCUUCUCUAUCUGGAAGGUCGACUUCAAGUACAACGACGAGCUCACCCACGUCUUCAUGUCGGCCAACCAGAUUGGCGGCUUCUUCAACCGUCUCGAGGCCUCGAGGAAAUACCUCUUCGGCUCGGUCGGUGUCCUCGGCAAGAACAACGACUCGGUCAUCACUGGUGUCCUCAUCCUCCGUGGCCAGAACGCCAUCCCCGUCGUUGACGUUGCCCCCGACUACGAGUCGUACGACUUCAAGAAGAUCGACCUCGCCGACGCCAAGGACAAGGAGUUCUUCGAGGCUUCGCUCGCCUGGGACCUUGUCCAGGAUGGCCGCGAGUGGGCCGACGGCAAGAACUUCAAGUAAGGAGUGGUGGUCGUGGAGGUGGUGGUCGUCGUAUCGGAGCCCACCUGUUGUCCCGUAGCUGGCGUCGCGACGCCAAGCCGCGAGCCGUUGAUAGAACGGCGUUGUGUAAUGAAUAAUGCGACGCAACGACGCGAGCG